UUCAACAAACUAAACACAUACAAAUAUUAUUAACCUUGUGCAAACAUCCCAACAAACAAUGUCCCCCAACAAACUCCACUUCCUUCUAAUCCCCCACAUAGGCCCAGGCCACACUAUUCCCAUGAUAGACAUGGCAAAACUACUUGCAAAACAACCCAAUGUUACUGUCACAAUUGCCACAACACCUCUCAACGCUACCCGCUACGGUCCCACUUUAACCGGACCCAUCGAAUCUGGACUACCCGUCCGUUUUCUCCAACUCCCAUUUCCAGCAGCCGAGGCCGGCUUACCCGAAGGAUGUGAAAGCACAGAUAAAAUCCCCAGUUUGGAUUUAGUCCCUAACUUUUUAGCCGCUAUUGGCAUGCUGCAACAAAAGCUAGAACAACGUUAUGAAAUGAUAAAGCCUGUUAACUGUAUCAUAUCUGAUAAGUACAUGUCUUGGACCGGGGAUUUCGCGGACAAGUAUAAACUUCCGAGACUUAUGUUUGAUGGGAUGAGUUGUUUUAAUGAGUUAUGUUACAAUAAUUUGUAUGUAUCUAAGGCGUACGAUGGUUUGCCCGAAACAGAACCGUUUGUUGUCCCGGGUUUGCCUGAUAGGAUUGAGUUGACACGAAACCAGCUUCCACCCGAGUUUAACCCGAGCUCGAUUGAUACAAGUGAGUUUCGUCAGCGGGCUAGGGAUGCCGAAGUGAGGGCUUAUGGGGUAGUGAUCAAUAGUUUUGAGGAAUUGGAAUGUGAAUAUGUUAAGGAGUAUAAGAAGUUAAGAGGGGGUAAAGUUUGGUGUAUCGGGCCAUUGUCGUUAUGCGAUAGUGACAAUUCGGCUCAAGCUCAAAGAGGAAAUGUAGCCGCGAUCGAUGAAGAACAAUGUAUAAAGUGGCUUGAUUCUCACAAGCCCGACUCGGUAGUCUAUGCUUGUUUUGGUAGCCUUGUGAGGGUUAACACGCCGCAACUUAUUGAGCUCGGGUUAGGGCUAGAAGCGUCAAAUCACCCGUUCAUCUGGGUGAUUAAAUCGGUUCAUAGAGAGAAAGAGGUAGAGGAAUGGUUAGCGGAAAGUGGGUUUGAGGAGAGGGUUAAAGAUAGAGGGUUAAUUAUCCGAGGUUGGGCCCCACAAGUGUUAAUCUUGUCUCAUCCGUCGGUUGGAGGUUUCCUGACACAUUGUGGUUGGAACUCGACUCUGGAAUCCGUGUGUGCGGGUGUGCCCAUGAUCACAUGGCCACAGUUUGCGGAGCAGUUUAUUAAUGAGAAGCUUGUAGUGCAAGUAUUGGGGAUCGGUGUGGGUGUUGGAGCGGAUUCUGUUGUUCAUGUGGGUGAAGAAGAUCGGUCUGGGGUGAAAGUUAAGAGUGAGAGUGUUAAGAACGCUAUCGAGAAGGUCAUGGAUGACGGGAUUGAAGGAAAUGAGAGACGAAAGAGAGCUAAAGAGCUCGGAAUAAUAGCUAAUGGCGCGAUAAAGGAGGGAGGAUCUUCGCAUUUGAACUUGACACUCCUGAUUCAAGACAUUAUGCAUUAUACAAAAACUUCAAGUUAAAUGUCUUGAUCUAGCCAACUGGUUGGGUUGGGUGGAAGUGUGGAACGUGUUACAAUGGCUUGGUUUUGGUCGAAUGAUUAGUUCUAAGAUAUGUAUAGGUCACAUAUGCCUACCCUUUUUAUGUUUCUUUUAGUUAUAUACGUAAUUAAUAUAUUAAAUAUUGGUUGCUUUGUACCUAAUUUCAAUAUUGGUUGCUUUAUAUGAAAACUUUGUUUUAUUGAUAAAAGUAUGAAAAUUAUUGUAAUCA
Molecule: messenger RNA, 1772 nt
Organism: Helianthus annuus (common sunflower)
Lineage: Eukaryota; Viridiplantae; Streptophyta; Magnoliopsida; Asterales; Asteraceae
Product: UDP-glycosyltransferase 73C4
Exons: 1
Coding region: 59-1525 (488 amino acids)
Molecular function (GO): UDP-glycosyltransferase activity
Source: RefSeq, a predicted model, not a curated record